Molecule: messenger RNA, 1302 nt
Organism: Aspergillus chevalieri
Lineage: Eukaryota; Fungi; Ascomycota; Eurotiomycetes; Eurotiales; Aspergillaceae
Exons: 2
Coding region: 1-1302 (433 amino acids)
Source: RefSeq, a predicted model, not a curated record
AUGGCCACCGCGGAGGUCCCUGCCAGGACACAUGACCGCCAUGGCCUUCGUCGCCCCUUCUCAAGCUGGAUGAAGCGCCUCGCAAAUUUAAAAAACUCCUCAUCUGAAUCGAACUCUAUCCGCUGGUCCAAUAAACUCCACACAGCUCCCAAAGGCAAGAAGAGCAGUCGCAGCCGCCAGAACAACCCCUACCCGCUCUCCGGUACAACAGACGGACUACGAGACUACAAUAGCGAUACGAAUGAUGAUUCGCCCGGAGCGUCCGUUAGUGAAGUGAACGGCCAUCGCUCCCGCUCGCACAGCGAACCUUCCCUAGCGUGUUCCGGCUAUGAGAACCAGAUCCCAGCUACCAGCGCCAAAUCAACUGCCCCGACCAUCUCUACCAACGGUGAUACAUCAUACUCGAAGGCGGGGACAUUAGCGACGGCGGGAGGAGGCAUCAGUUCGAGCGGGGGAGGUGAAGGGAGCACGUUUUCGUCGCCAGCGCCCUCAGUGCGAUCAUUGACCACAACCUUGACGACUGUACAGUCCGCUGCGCCAUCAGCCCAUUUGUACAAUGCGCAGAAUGUCUACCAAGGAAUACCUUAUGUGAACUCGACGCACAACAACAAUAACCAACAAGUGCAAUUCACACACCAAUUCCCAUCGUCCCCCGCGAGCGCAGUGCCGCCGCACUUGGCUCCCCACCACGGCUACUACAAUACCUAUCACACAGCAACAGCGAAUGGUAUGCUAACCGACAACGCCUCGAUCCUGACACUGGCGUCUUCUUCGAAGCGCCGCCGACGGAACUCUCUCGACACCAAUGCGUCCGUGCGCGCCCUGGCCCCAUCAUCUGUCUACGGCGGAAGCCGCGAGAGUCUACCAUUGAGCGUCCUCAGCAGUCAGGUCAAUGAACCCUCUAAUGCAUCCGCCCUCAACGCAUCGUCGAGCGUCCUCAACCGUCCAAGCAUGGUCGGCCUCGCCAGCGCAGACCGUGUGAGCAUCUACUCCUCUGGAGUCUUAAGCAACACCAAUGAACGAGGAAGCCUCUACACAACCAAGCAGGGCGAUGGCGCUAGUAUUCGCAGCGCUGCAUAUUCACACCACGGUCGAAACGAGAGUAACACAGCGAGUAUCUCCGGUGUCACGAGUGCAUCGGUCAGCCAACACAUGGCCACCGGGCGAAUUAGUCGUCGCAGCUCGGGCUGGGGCGAGAUCAACGAGGACGAGGUUGCCGGAGACGAAAGUGAUUACGAGAAAGGCGUUGAAAAGAAAGAGUCUGAUGAGAAGAUCGAGACAAAGACUCAGAUAUCGACUUGA